Messenger RNA from Megalobrama amblycephala (Wuchang bream), 1215 nucleotides. RefSeq names its product histone H3-like. Gene Ontology annotation, cellular component: nucleosome. The record is from RefSeq and is a predicted model, not a curated record. Lineage: Eukaryota; Metazoa; Chordata; Actinopteri; Cypriniformes; Xenocyprididae. The transcript has a single exon. The coding region runs from base 232 to 642 and encodes 136 amino acids. Gene Ontology annotation, molecular function: protein heterodimerization activity; DNA binding; structural constituent of chromatin.
CAAAUAAUAUUUGGGCGGGAAGGGAACCACAAACUGUCGUCUCUUGUUUGAAAACAGCAGGCGCACAGCCAUUGGCCGACUGUUAUUAGGACAAAAAACCAAUCGAAUGUCUCUGAAGCUACACCAUCCAAUGAAUGCAUGGCAGCCCUAGGCUUAAAUAUGCUGUUCAAACGAACCAUUCAUUCAUUCUUUUUUUGCUUUUCAAAGCAGUAAGUAAACUCAUUAGAAAUAAUGGCAAGAACAAAGCAGACCGCUCGCAAGUCUACUGGAGGAAAAGCCCCGAGGAAGCAGCUGGCUACUAAAGCUGCUCGUAAGAGCGCACCAGCUACCGGUGGCGUCAAGAAGCCUCAUCGCUACAGGCCCGGUACCGUGGCACUGAGAGAGAUUCGCCGUUAUCAGAAAUCCACUGAACUGCUGAUUCGUAAACUGCCAUUCCAGCGUCUGGUGAGAGAAAUCGCUCAAGAUUUCAAGACGGAUCUUCGCUUCCAGAGCUCAGCUGUCAUGGCUCUGCAAGAGUCUAGUGAAGCUUAUUUGGUUGGUCUGUUUGAAGACACCAACUUGUGCGCCAUCCACGCCAAGAGGGUCACCAUCAUGCCCAAAGACAUUCAGCUGGCCCGCCGCAUUCGCGGAGAGCGCGCUUAAAUCCACAGCUGCAUCAGUUAUACAAUCCCAAAAGGCUCUUUUAAGAGCCACUUCAAUGUCUCUAUGAAAGAUCUGCAAGUUUGGCAGGGUGGUAAAUUUCGCAUCCCAAAUGUUAUUUGAGCGGAUCGAGGAUAUUAAAAACAACCAGCGGCAACAUUGUAAAAGUAGCCCAAUUCCGCGGGAAAACCGUGGACUUGGCAACACUGGAUAAGGCGUAACAGAUGACAUAUGCUAGAACCGCCCAUAACUAUGGUUUCAACUAGGUCCUCUGGCUAACCAUAAGAGCCUUUUCUUCGCUGUUUUCUUUAUUCGGUUUUCGCUUUGGUUGCGAAUUGACAGCGUAUAGUCAUGUCUGGAAGAGGAAAAGGCGGUAAAGGGCUGGGAAAAGGAGGCGCUAAGCGUCACCGAAAGGUUCUUCGCGAUAAUAUCCAGGGAAUCACUAAACCCGCUAUUCGUCGUCUUGCUCGCCGUGGCGGAGUCAAGCGUAUUUCUGGCCUGAUCUAUGAAGAGACUCGCGGUGUGUUGAAGGUGUUUCUGGAGAACGUCAUUCGUGAUGCUGUUACCUACACUGAA